CGGAACAAGAUGACAACUAUAAAAUAAUAGGUGCUUAAAAGGGCAUUAUUUAUCACAUAAGCGACAUGUGUUUCUGGAAAUGUUUUCUUGUCACGUUAUCUGCAUAGUUUAGACAAAACUAGUGACUACUGUAUCUACUGGUGAAGUUUAUUAUAACUAAUGUCCAACAUGUAAAAAUGUUUUACUUACACGCCGGAAACUUGUUAUAUUGGCCGGAGUUUAUAGCCUAACACUAAAGUCUUUCGAAAAUGUAAACGGUUGCAUCCACAAAAACAGUGGAUUUUUUUUUAAGUGCAAAGUAGCACUAUGCAAUAUGGCGGCGCUGUUCGACCACCGACGCUAAUACAGUAGCCUGCCUGCAGCCAAUCAGUCUGUGUGAGAUAUCUAUGGUUAAACUUUAAAUACGGUGGCAGUGAGCUUCAUUCCAGAGUCCCACUUCCGCCUGCUUCUGUAACACAGCAGUCUAUUCAUCUGCGCAGAUCCAGACUAAGACUAUGGCUUCGAAUGAGAAAUGUUAUGGAAAAGGAAGCUGUUCUCCAGGGGCUGUUCCCAAAGGCCAGAUACGAGUCUAUAGUAUGAGAUUCUGCCCAUACGCCCAGAGACCCAGACUGGUGCUCAAAGCUAAGGGCAUAGAGGCUGAAAUUGUCAACAUCCAUUUAAAAGAGAAACCCGAGUGGUACCUGGAGAAAAACCCUCUUGGUCAAGUGCCUACAGUGGAAACCUCCAGUGGUCAUGUGGUUUAUGAAUCACCAAUCACAUGUGAAUACCUGGAUGAGCUGUACCCUGAGAAAAAACUGUUUCCCUCUGAUCCCUUUGCAAAAGCCCAGCAGAAGAUGUUGUUGGAGGAAUACUCAAAGGUCAUUCCUCUGUUCUACAAAAUUCCCAUGACAAAAAUAAAAGGUGAGGAUGUGUCGGCACUAGAAGCAGAGUUGAGGGAAAAGCUCUCCAAAAUGAACAAGGUUCUUAUUAACAAGAAAACCAAAUACUUUGGAGGUGAUUCAGUGACUAUGAUUGACUACCUGAUCUGGCCCUGGUUUGAGAGGGUGGAGGCCUAUCAGAUCAAACACUGUCUGGAUGGCAAACCGGAGCUAAACAACUGGAUUUCACGCAUGCAAGAGGAUCCAGCAGUGAAGGCACUGAUGUUCAGCCCAGCUGACCACAAAGCCUUUUUUAACUCGUUCUUGGAGGGACAUGCCAAUUAUGACUAUGGCUUAUAAAAAUGUCAAAAAAAAAAAAAAAGAAACUUUAUUAACAAGAAAAUCAAAUAAGGAAUAAUUGUUUUUCAGUACAUAAAUUUGUACAAGUACAAUGCCUUGUCACCUACUCUUUCAUGAAAUGGUAUUAAAGUACCUUUUGUUAAAUUCCA
Molecule: messenger RNA, 1366 nt
Organism: Clarias gariepinus (North African catfish)
Lineage: Eukaryota; Metazoa; Chordata; Actinopteri; Siluriformes; Clariidae
Product: glutathione S-transferase omega-1-like
Exons: 7
Coding region: 495-1217 (240 amino acids)
Biological process (GO): glutathione metabolic process
Cellular component (GO): cytoplasm
Molecular function (GO): glutathione transferase activity; glutathione dehydrogenase (ascorbate) activity
Source: RefSeq, a predicted model, not a curated record